UCCUCCGCACCUCCAAUUAGCAUGGUUGGCUAUGUACAGUGUGACAAAAGUUCUACAUAUGUACACACACACACAAACCUGAAACUUCACUUGGUGCUAGGUUGUGCGGCACUCUGCCAUAUUUCUUAAUGCUUGGAUUAGUUUGACAUGCUGGGAAUACAAAAGGAAAAUGUGAUGGUGACAUCACAAUUUACAUUAACUUUCUGAAAUGUAAUCAUCACAUGAUACAAAGUCUCUUGCCACUUCAUUUGUGGAAUUGGGUUUCGAAUUGGCUCACAGCUCACCGUUGCUGUUGGUUUUCUCUUCUCUUGCACCACAUCUCAUCCCAGGUCACUCUUGCAAACGAAACCCUGUCCUGCUUCUUUGAGUUCUCACAUGGCUAAACAAAUUAAACCUGAUCUUGAUCAUUCUCGACAGCUCCACAGCAACCAGUAGGCUCAUCCCUCCCACCUGACCUCUCAAAUGCUUUUAUUACAUUUCUUUUUUUAAGGAAAUCUUCGGUUAAUAUUUUAGCGGAUUCAACUUUAUAUUAUUUCUACUUAGUAUCACUAAGGUUCGAGUGCUUGACUCACAAUCGAACGGAGGUUGUGUUCCAUGCCUCGCCGUGGCGGUUGAAACGUUCGGCAAGUUUAUUCAAUCACCGUGCCUCUGUCCACCCACCCUAUUAAAUACGGGUACGCUGCACUCAAUCGGCGGAUUGAGUGUAGUGGGGAAAAGUCUGGGUAAUGCCACCUCUUCCGAGACGUCUAGUCAGUGUGGAAGAGUAGGCCAAAUAUCCGCUGGAUGGGCUCUCUAGAGCUCCCUCUAGUUGAAGCCCUUCUGCCAGCAGUGUCAUGAGCAGGCAAUUGCAGGACUGCACCUUUACCCUUUUUUGUUACCUUUUAUUUAAUUCCCCCAGGGUUGACGAGAUGUUUUGUAUUUUCUGGUUGUCCUGCACCCGCCCCCGUUAGUGGUAUUCCUACCACCGGACAUUUUUACCUCGUUGUUCGCUGGAGCUGGGAGGAACUUUGACAUCACAGCAGAGCUGCAGCUCCUGCACUUUCGGGUUAAACUUACAUUUCGUGGAUGGGUGUGUGAUGUGCUUUGACUGUGUUCUGAUAUUGGUUCUGUGUAGCCUGUUUCUUGUCCCUGUAGAGCCAGCUGUUCAUGUUCUGGAGUUCACAAGUUGCACACGUAGCAUCUACGAGGCCUGGCACUCGAUGUGGCUCGGCCGCGGUGAACCCUGCCCGCUACUCGAUUGCGAGAAAGCCCUCCGUUGAUUGAGCUGUUUUAGAGGAGAUGAAGCAAACCCGCCCUCGCACUACGCGGCUGUUUGAGCAAACAGGUCUCAUUAAAAUCGCACGCGACGUAUGGCUACACAGCCUGUGGAUGUUUUUUGUCUUUCUACGGUUGAGAAUUUGUGAAGUAGUUUGGAAAUGUUAUGCUCAUCAGAAUGACAGAUGUAUUUGCUCCGAAUAAGGCUAAAAUCGGUUGCACUUAUAUUUACAAUUAAUAGCAAAAUAAAAAUUUGAGACCAACAUUUUUUUGUUAUAAUUUUUUUCUAUUAGAUCCUUGGCUCUAUAAAUUCAAUGUACAUUUUACAUUUUUACAGUGUCUGAUGAUGUGUCAGCAUUGUGGCACAUGGCAAAAUAAACGUAAGGACAAAAACAUUUUUCUAAAAAUCUGUUAUUUUGUUCAGAGUAAGGAGGAGGACAGUACAACAUUGGCUGAUGUAACAUGUGUAAAUAGUGCACGCAUCCUAUUUGCUGUUGCGGCUCCAGCUCAUUGUAUUGUGGUAACUCGCCACACAUCCGCAGUGGACCUCACCUGUCCAGGCGUCAGCCCCCACACAGCACGCCGCACCUGUGUGAAUAAUGAAUACCCUGCCCGGCGUUCCCCUUGGUCCCACGGUGAAAUAACUGGAUUGCGCAGGAGGCUGCCUGGCAGCAACAAUAUCCCAAAUGCUCGUGCCUUCCUGUGAUCCCAGAGCUCGUGGCAUGCGCCUCUUUGGGCACCUGUCGCAGUGACGGCUGCUUGCGCUAGCGGACUGUGUUAUCCCAUAACCGUGGGAGGACUGCGCCAUUAUUGAGUGAGAAUUUCCAAAAAAACACGGGGGAGACUUGAGGUCUGAAAAAGUGUAAUUAGUCGUGCUGAGUUUGUGAUUGGGAAGUGGUGUAGGAGGCUGUGCGCCCGUAAUGUUGUUUUUGUUUCUCGCACAAAGCGCCUCCCGUGAAAUUGCUAUGGGGGCUCCGUGGAUCUCACUUUCGCCCGCUUGCCUGGGUGCACGUUUGUUGUUCCUGAUGUCCAACUAACGCAUUUCUCGGAGCUGCCCAGCACGGCUUUCAAACCACCCCAAUCACUUCUGCUUUUCGUGGUUUUCUUGACUCCUUUUGCGGCGUUUGUGGAAAAGCGGACGUGACGUGCCAACCCACGCUUGCUCCGUGUGGCAAAAGGAAAGGUUUUUUUUUUUAAUCUGAAACGAGACUGUAUACUUCCCCGCGGCAGAAUUUCCCAAACACUCCCCAACACCACGGUUGAAAAUUAGACGGCUCCGAGAGGAACUCGGCUUCUCGGUUCGACGCGCAAUUAAACCCCGGGAUUAAUUUUAGAUUGAGGAACUUGCCGAGGCCAUAUAUGUUCCCACUCGUUGAGAGAAAGCCGUGUUGAUUGCUGCGCCCGUUCGGACACGGAGCCGGUGGAGCGCUGCUGCCCAGCGGUGUGCGGUCGGCCGACACGCGCGCUCUAAUAGCCGCGCGGAGACGCACCGCCCGCCGAUGUCCGUGGCUGCCCUCCCCGCUCCGUGGAGACUCGUGGACUUGGGAGCCCGAGUCAAAGCGCGCAUGCCGCUCGGCCGCCGUAGGAAGCUCCUGCUCCCAGCCGAUUCGAACAAAAUGCACCAUGCCGGGGAGGGGCUCCACCGGCCCGUGACGGCCAGCCUGUCAGGCUGCAGCAUCGCCAGCGAGUCGGAGAGCAGCAGCCUCUCAGAUAUCUUCCAGACGGAGAGCGAGCUGGGCGACAUGGACCUGACGGGCCUCACGGAGACCGUGGUGGACUCGGACGAGGACGACGAGGAGGACCUGGACCAGGCGUCCAUGUCGGUGUCGAGCCGCGACAUGGUGCGCGACUGCCUGGAGAAGGACCCCGCAGACCGCACCGACGAUGACAUCGAGCAGCUGCUCGAGUUCAUGCACCAGUUCCCGGCGUUCGCCAACAUGACCAUGUCGGUGCGGCGCGAGCUGUGCGCCUCCAUGGUGUUUGCCGUGGUGGAGAAGGCCGGCACCGUGGUACUGCGCGAUGGAGAGGAGCUGGACUCGUGGUGCGUAAUCCUGAACGGCUCGGUGGAGAUCAGUCGCGCCGAUGGGCGCACCGAGACGCUGUGCAUGGGCAACUGCUUCGGGGUGUCGCCUUCCAUGGAGAAGGAGCUCAUGACCGGCGUCAUGAAGACCAAAGUGGACGACUGCCAGUUUGUGUGCAUAGCGCAGAAGGAUUACUGCCGCAUCCUCAACAAGGUGGAGCGCAAUAUGCAGAAGGUGGAGGAGGAGGGCGAGAUCGUCAUGGUGAAGGAACACCGCGAGCUCGACCGCACCGGCACGCGCAAGGGCCACAUCGUCAUCAAGGGCACCCCCGAGAGACUCAUCAAUCACCUGGUGGAGGAGCACUCGGUGGUGGACCCCACCUAUGUGGAGGACUUCCUGCUCACCUACCGCACGUUCCAGCCCCACGGCCUCGACAUCGGCAAGCGUCUGCUGCAGUGGUUCAACGACUCCAGCCUACGAGACAAGGUGACCCGGGUGGUGUUGCUCUGGGUGAACAACCACUUCAACGACUUCGAGUCCGACCCUGACCUCAUGCAGUUCUUGGAGAACUUUGAGAGCUGCCUGGAGAGAGAGAAGAUGCACGGCCACCUGCGGCUGCUGAACAUCGCGUGCGCGGCCAAGGCGCGCGUGCGCCACGUGACGGUGCGACGGGCGUCUCGCGAGUCCCCGCUGGGCUUCAAGCUCGACGGCGGGCAGGACCGCGGCUUCCCACUCUACGUCUCCUCCCUGGACCUGCAGAGCAAGGCCAGCGAGAGCGGCCUCAAGCGUGGAGACCAGAUUCUGGAGGUGAACGGUCAGAACUUUGACAAUGUGCUGUUGUCACAAGCCAUGGACAUCAUGAAGAAGAGCACCCAUCUCUCCAUCACCGUCAAGAACAACCUUCUCAGUUACAAGGAGAUCUGCCACCGGCUGGAGGAGGAGCAGACGAGUGGCGUGCAGCACAAGCCUCGCAUCGCCGACAAGCGCUACUCCAUCCCCGACCUCACCGUGCAGCUCGAGCUGCCGCCCGGCCACGAGCGCUCCAAGGACAAGAAGGGCAACUCCAUGGGCAAGAGCAAGCUCAAGAAACUCAUGACCAAGUCCAAGAUCAAUCUCCUGCCCACCAAACCAUCCAGCGAGGUGGCGGUCACCCAGGACGACAUCGUGCUGGGCGUUAAGGCCCCGCGGCCGUGCCCCGCGCCGCUGCCCACGCCCGCCAGCCUCUCCUCCUCGAACCCCGACCUCGUGCAGUGCCACGGAACGGCGGAGCUCGGCACCGCACCAGACGGAAUUCCUGUCAACAUCCCAGACCAGGUGGUGAAGGUGUAUCGGGCGGACCAGAGCAGCCGCUACGUGAUGGUGAGCCGCGAGAGCAGCGCCCGCGAGGUGGUGCUGGCAGCCCUGCGCGAGUUCCAGGUGUGCGAGGCGGCCGAGGCCUACUCGCUGUGCGAGGUGUCCGUCAGCCCCGAGGGCUUCAUCAAGCAGCGACGGCUGCCCGACCACCUCAACAAGCUGGCGGAGAGCAUCCAGCUGAACGCACGCUACUACCUGAAGAACAACUCCCAGACGGAGCCACUGUGCUCCGACGAGCACGCCCAGGAGCUGCUCAAGGAGAGCCAGAUAUCGCUGCUCCAACUGAGCACGCUCGAGGUGGCCACGCAGAUCUCCAUCCGCGACUUCCAGAUCUUCCGCAGCAUCGAGCCCACGGAGUACGUGGCCAACCUGUUCCGCCUGGGCGGUGCGGCCGCCUGCGAGCACCUGCAGGCCUUCGAGGAGACCCUCAACCGCGAGACCUUCUGGGUGCCGUCGGAGGUGUUGCGCGAGACGGGCCUGCUCAAGCGAGUGAAGCUCAUCAAGCAUUAUCUCAAAAUCGCACUCAACUGCCGGGACAGCCGCAACUUCAACUCCAUGUUCGCCAUCAUCAGUGGGCUGAGCCACUCGUCGGUGAUGCGCCUGCGCAGCGCCUGGGACAAGUUGCCAUCCAAGUACGAGAAGCUGUUCUCCGACCUGCAGGACCUGUUUGACCCCUCGCGCAACAUGGCCAAGUACCGCAACCUCCUGAGCAGUCCCAGUUUGCAGCCGCCAAUCAUCCCACUGUUCCCGGUUGUCAAGAAGGAUCUGACCUUUCUGCACGACGGGAACGACUCGCGCGUCGAGGGCCUGGUCAACUUCGAGAAGCUGCGCAUGAUCGCCAAGGAAGUGCGGCACGUGGGGCGCCUGGCCUCGGCCAACCAAGACCCCGCCGUCAUGUUCCGUCACCGCAAGAGGAAGUGGAAGAGGCUGGGGUCGCUGAGCCAGGGCAGCACCGGCUCGGCGCUGGAGGCCGCGCAGGCCAGCGGCCACAAGAAGCGUCAGCGACGCAGCUCCUUCCUCAACGCCAAGAAGCUGUACGAGGAGGCGCAGAUGGCGCGGCGCGUGCGCCAGUACCUGGCGUGCCUCGUGGUGGAGCGCGACGAGGACCAGCUGCAGAUCAUGUCGCUGCAGUGCGAGCCCGCGAGCAACACCCUGCCGAGAGCGGCCGACAAAAAGGUACAGAAGACCGAGUCGUCCCCGGGCAGCUCGCGCUCCGCCCCUGCCAAGCAGCAGGCCGUGCCGGCCGUCACGCUGCACCCGUCGGGCCGCGCCGUGCCCGUCAGCUCGCUGCCGCCCUUCGGGAUCACUUCGCAUCAGUCCCUGCAGAAGAUCCUUUCACUGUCGGAGGAGGCGAACCAGGACAAGCACAAGCACAAGUCGGAGGAUUCCCUGUCCAUCACCUCCUCGCAGUCCGACCCCUCGGCAUCGCCGCACAACUCGCCCCGCAGAGUGGCCAUUCGGCUCAAGAGGCAGGGCUCGCACCACUCUGACAUGGGCCCCAGCUCCUCCAUGGCCAGUGAGAACAGCAACCGCAACAACAACGCCGCCCGCGCUAACAGCUUCGGCUGCAUGAACUCCACCCAGACGGAGAUGACCGGAGACCCGGGGGCGAACCUGAUGUCAGACCGCACCAGCCUGCACAGCUACACGCUCUGCUCGCAGUGCCAGCAGGGCGUGUGCCUGCGACACCCCGCGUCACGGGAGUGCGCGGACCGCGUGUCGGUGGCGCCGAUGCUGGACAGCGGACGCAGCAGCUGGACGUCGUGCUCCAGCGGCUCCAACGACAACAUUCAGGUCGUUCAGCGCAAGAAAUCGUGGGAUGACCACGCGGGGUCCCUCCCCGAGAACUCCGAGUCCCCCCCCGGCUCGCGCGUCACGCACCUCCACGCCGAAGUGCCGGCCUCCAAGCCGCCGGCCCCGCACGCCGGCCGGGCCCCGGGCAGCUCCCUCGCCGCCAAGCCGCCCGCGAGCGCCCCGGCGCCGGCGGAGGGGAGGGCCGCCGCACCGCCCGCGUGCGGCGAGCGGGACGCAUCGGCAUCCCCGGAACACCCGAGGAAAGCCAAAAAGCACCCGGAGGCCACGCAGAGCUCCGCACGGCCGCUGGUCUACGGCGGGAAGGCGGCGGAGCAGGUGCUGAAGAUCAGGCAGCUCAAGCAACACAGCCACGACAUGCUCAUGCCGACGCACCACAGGCGGGCACCGUCCGAAGACGUCCAGGCGGCGGAGGUCGCGGACCGGGCCCCGGACGUUAACGGGGGAGAGAGGGGAGGUGGGAGCCUGGAGAGGCGAGGACCCAGGGACGGGAACGGGGCGUGUCGCUCCUCGCCGGUCGUGCGCAGCAAGUCGGUGGACUCGAGCGGCGCCCGCGACGCCUCGCCGGCCGCCCCCCCUGCGCCCGAGGGAGCCGCACAGCCCCGCGGUGCCGGUGCGGGAGACGCGCGCAAGAGGGUGCCGCCGCCGGCGCCCCCGGGCUACGUGGCCUCGCAGGGCGAGCGCCGGCCCCCGGACUACAGCGUGGCCGUGCAGCGCUCGCGCCUCGUCAACUGUAGCGCCGACUCCCCGCUGGGGCAACGCCCGCGCAGCACCCUGCCCCCCGAGCACCCCCUGCUCACGUCCGGCCGCGCGUCGGCGCUGUCCAGCCCCCAGCGCGCCUCCCCCGUGCACGGGCAGCACACGUCGGUGACGGCGCGACCGCUGUCGUACCAGCCGCUCCCGCCGCCGGCAGACGAGGAGCAGGUUUCAGCCGUUUGAAGCUCGGGAGAGAUGCAAGCACCGGCGGAGGCGUGUGGGUGGAGAAGAGUGGGGCCCUCUCGGGGACACACGCACACAACCCCCGUGCCUCCUCCCUCCGUGACUGUCCCCCUGAGCGAGGCACCACAGCUUCGUGGAGCCGCGUUCCUGCGAAGCCUAGUGGCUUCUGAAGGGUUGAAGGACGCUUGCUCCAUAUAAUUGAACUUCCAUCCUUCAUUGCCCUACCACCUUCUCGACCGACCUCCAUCAAGCAUAAAGCAUCUCUCCUUCCGUCGACCGAAAUGAAGCAGUGCUCAACAACGGGAAUCAAAAAAACCUGCCUGAAGGCUCGGCCAUUGGUCACACUCGUGUUUUGGCUCGUGAGCGCGAUUAGGAAGAGGGGGAAAGAGGACAACACUACAGGUGUAGUCGGUACAAUGAAGCAACCAUUUCAGCAUAUAGUCUUGUUAUUUACCGUACGCGAGAGGCUCACUUAAGUACAUUUGAGACUAAACUAUUUGCGUGCACAGUGCAGAGUUGCUCACAGCCAUUUUGUGCGCCGUGUUGUGGUGUCACCGUAAGCGGUGCGCGUGGCCGCAGCGGUCACCCAUCGUCUCGUUGGAGGCGUCUCGAUAGCCAGGCACACCCCGAGCACACGAGGGGGCCACCGUGUCCACAUCACCGCCGUUCAUAUGUAGAGCUUCUUGGCUGUGAGUGACAAAACGCUCCUUGGUGUGUAAGUGUAACGUGCGUUACAGGGUGGCCGUUGUGUUGACGUUGUCAUCGCGUGUUUGGAAUAUACAUACAUGAACUGGCAACUGAAAAGCAGCGAACAAACUCGCCCAGCACGUGCCGUAACGGAACACCGCGAUGGCUCCCACCGGAGUUGCGAUUGCUGUCGGUGAUGGUACUCGUGUAGCUCCGUGACAUCAAUAGGUGGUAAUAGACUGUCGAGUGAUGUGAGUGGUGCUAUAAUUCCGUCGCUUGCUCCUGUCGCUGCCAGUGGGCCUCUGAUGCGUGUAUGUGAGCUGAUGAGCGCGAAUGAAAAUCCCACGUGGCAGACUCCCGAAUUCAUCGAGACGUACACCGGUGCCCGUUCAGGCUCCCUUCAAGCCAGGAACCCAAUAGCGGCAGCCUCUGCCCUCUUUUUAAUCUACACAAAACGCCCACGCUCUGGAGAGCGAUAUUUUGGCUUUUUAGGGUCCUUGGCAGUAAUCACUGUUAUAAGGCGCUUUUGGUAACUUUUGCAAAGUUUUAAAACUAAUAUUCCCUGUCCAGCAUCGCUCAGAGAGGCCCCCCCCCGAGAGCCACGGGCAGGCCUCCUGUGGCUGCUCGCUCAGCCGAUGGCGGGUGAGGUUAGUCCCCCCCCAACGCCCCCCCGUCACUACCCUGCACCAAUUCACCCCGUGGGCCGCGAGGAGCCCCCCCGAUCCCCAUCGUGGCUGGGAGACGGCGGGCGGGCGAGCAAGCGAGCGGUCGGAUUGGCGUUUGUCGGGACGGUUUGUGACGCACUGCUGGAAUGACUGUCUCCGCGCCGCGGACACGACCAGCAGCGCACCGAUGAGAUGGCCCCGCUGUGGCAGGGACUCGCGGCCCCUUUGCACGUCGCCUGCGUCACGGUGGCACAAAGUCAAGAGUUGGGGAGGUUCUGCAAUCAAAAAAACAACAAACGUUUUGCGAAAUGAAAAGAGCACAGUCAAAAGAAUAUUUAAUCCGCAGGUCAUGUUUAUAUGUCUUAACUGUAUCAGUGCUUAGAAGUGUUUCAAUCGUUGCACAGAUAACAUAUUUUCGCAUUUUCUAAUCAUGCACAUUUGUAGCGAAGGUGUUUUAAGCAGCUGACUCCCAUGUGAUGCGCGAUCGAGUUGUAAAUGAGAUUUUGUAUGAUAAUCAUUUUGUCAUCACAACUGAUCAUAUUGAUUGGUUUGAAGGGAUUUUAGGAGUUUUAAGGAAAUGUCGCUUGGCAUUAACACACUAAUGGUAAAAACCUUUUUGUAACACUAAAUUCCCACCUAUAUUUUGCCAGUUAAUAAAAUGUACAAUGUGUAGUCUUAUAACCUUGCUGUCUGUGAAGCUCGUUACUGUGUAAUUUACACUCAUGUACAAUAUUAGGUUGAUUAAACAGUGCAUUGAUACAUAAAA
This is a messenger RNA of Petromyzon marinus (sea lamprey), 9497 nucleotides long. The record is from RefSeq and is a predicted model, not a curated record. Lineage: Eukaryota; Metazoa; Chordata; Hyperoartia; Petromyzontiformes; Petromyzontidae.